UAGUCAGCAGCAGUUGCUGCUGCCCUCUCCAGCCCCUCUGUGGGGGCUCCUACCCAGAAUAAAAGCAGGGGCAGGCCUUCCAGUCUCCCAUCUUCUCUCUCAGGAGCCACCUCUCCUCCUUUGGUCCUUUCUAGGUCCUACCUCCACUGGAGAGCCUAAGGCAACAUGCCUCCCAAGAAGCCCGAGCCUAAGAAGGAGGCUGCCAAGCCGGCUGCAGCCCCUGCUCCAGCUGCAUCCGCUCCGGAGCCCCUCAAGGACUCUGCCUUUGACCCAAAGAGUGUGAAGAUAGACUUCAGUGCUGACCAGAUCGAAGAAUUCAAAGAGGCCUUUUCAUUGUUUGACCGGACUCCAACGGGAGAGAUGAAGAUCACCUACGGGCAGUGUGGGGACGUGCUGCGGGCCCUGGGCCAGAACCCCACCAACGCAGAAGUGCUGCGCGUUUUGGGCAAACCCAAGCCUGAAGAGAUGAGUUCCAAGACACUGGACUUCGAGAUGUUCCUGCCUAUCCUGCAACACAUCUCCCGCAACAAGGAGCAGGGCACCUAUGAGGACUUCGUGGAGGGGCUGCGGGUCUUUGACAAAGAAAGCAACGGCACAGUCAUGGGUGCCGAGCUUCGGCAUGUCCUUGCCACCCUGGGAGAGAAGAUGAGCGAGGCAGAGGUGGAGCAGCUGUUGUCUGGGCAGGAGGAUGCCAAUGGCUGCAUCAACUAUGAAGCCUUUGUCAAGCACAUCAUGUCUGGGUAAAGCACGUUUCUCCAGGGUGCUUGGCCCUGCGUGAGAAAGCAAGAGAUCCACAGCGGCUGUUACUGUUACGGAGUAUUGGACUCACACGGCUUCUCUGACCCUCAACGUCCCUGGAAAUAAAGAGCCCCAGCUUGGAGUCUCAUUAA
Molecule: messenger RNA, 890 nt
Organism: Mus caroli (Ryukyu mouse)
Lineage: Eukaryota; Metazoa; Chordata; Mammalia; Rodentia; Muridae
Gene: Myl4
Product: myosin light chain 4
Biological process (GO): cardiac muscle contraction
Cellular component (GO): A band; myosin II complex
Molecular function (GO): actin monomer binding; calcium ion binding
Source: RefSeq, a predicted model, not a curated record